GCCUGAAGGAUCCAGGUUCACUCUCUUCCAUGUAUAUCCACCUGAGCUGCCCAGUGAACUUAUCUAUAAGAGGAUCCUUGACUGCAAAUGUUAAAGUAGUUAUUUUCAUAUCAACAGUCAAAUAACCCUUAAAAAAGAUCUAAACAACAUCUUUAACUGCUUCUAUAAAAUACUCACAUAUAUAUAUAUAUAUAUAUACAGUUGGGAGUUGGGUCAAAAUGUCUGGUCAGAAAUAACCUUUAACCCUAAACAUAUAUCAAAUGCCUACUAAGGACAUUAUAUUCACAAUUAGGAGUCGAGUGAAGCAGCCAAGUUGAGGAUAUUUAGCACAGUUGUUGCUUUAUGUUUGAGUACUUGCCUCAUUUCCUCGUUCAGGUCAGGGGUGAACUCCAUGUUUAUUCUCCUCUGGUGUCAGAGCUUUUCUUGCAGUUCCUUCCCGUUUAUGAGGUCGAGGUGACUGUUCAACGUGUGUCCAUGAGUUGUGCUUGUUUAACCUUUGACAAUGAUGAACCCGAAAUACUGCUCAGAACAUUGAGUACAACACAACAACAACACCAUCAUCAUGAGUAACCAUCUUUUUAUAAUGCCACCACAAUGUGACUCACUAAAUACCAAACGGGUGCUGCGAGAAUUUCCGUUGAUGCGUUCAGAGGCUAAUUGUAUGGGCCAAUUCAUUCACAUCAACCGCAGAUUGUUUUACCAAAUAAAAUGUCUCGUGUUGAUGUGAACUGGCCAAUGAAGACCACGGGGAAUCGAUCAUAUUACCCAAGACCUUGUUAAGCUGCCAGUCAAAGGCGGAUCCACCAUUCGCGAAGUCUAGACCGUGAAGGUCAAGUGCAGAUAUAUCCAUCACUAAUGAGAAUGACAUUAGUGAUACUUUGCUAGAUUCCAUCCCUUUAUGACAGGUGGGGAUACUGAUAUAUACAACUAUUAAUAUAUGAUGCUGCGGGCAUUUUUAUAUUGUCAACAGUCACAGUGGAAAACCUCGACUGGAUGUGUCCAAUGACAGAUUGAAUGAACAGUCAUAGUAUAUUUCCAGUGUCAGCUGCAAAGUGAUCCCUUUCAUUGGGAUAAGAAAGAUGAACCUCCACCUUUUACCAUUGCCAUAAUAUGGGUUUUACCAAGUACAUUUCAGCCAUGUAUGGGAUUUUCAAUGCACAUCCAACAACCAGACAAAAAGGGGGUGUCCACUUUGAAAUACGGGAUAGAGAGAGCGAGCGAGUGCAAGCUGAAGACGGACAACGGAAGGUAGAAGAACGGAAACUGGGGAGCGAUAACGGCUUUUAUAUGACAAAUAACUGACAACGCUGCAAUGUUGAAUAAAAAGCGGGACCCAAAGGCCGUAGUGGCGAUCAGGAAACAGUCCAGAAUUCCUGGGGUUGUAAUCACUCAAUGUGUUGAGCAAGUGCCUCUGGGGAAGUCAACACCGGACUUCACACGGAAGCCACUGGCCACAACUGUACAAGAGGGUAAAAAAGCAGUUUUAAAAGCUAUGGUUAGCGGAGAGCCAGCACCGACGGUCACCUGGGAGCGCAAGAACGGGGAAGUUGAUGACCCAGAAAAGUACAAGACCCGAUAUGAUGAAAGAGCUCGAGAGCACUAUUUAGAGAUACCGAAAGUCAAACUAGACCAAGCUGACACCUACAGGUGCUUCGCCACCAAUGUGUAUGGAAACGCUGUCUGCACCACAACACUCAAUGUUAAAGAAGUUGUCUUAAAGAAGAAGGGUCAGGCAGGUAAUGGACAAGCACCACUGGAUUUCAGAUCAAUGCUAAAGAAAACUGUUGUCACCAGAAAAAAACAACUUCCACCAAAGAAAGAGGGAGAAAUUGAUCCUAAGCUCUGGGAGCUGCUUCUCAGUGCAAAAAGAAAAGACUACGAGAAAAUCUGUUUGGACUUUGGAGUGACUGACUUCCGCUGGAUGCUGAAGAGACUCAACCAGAUGAGAAAAGAGAGGGAAGACGAACAGGCCAAGGUUGUAGAGAAGCUGGAGGAUGUGAAACAGAUCGAAGUGAAACCUAACGGGAGAGCGGAAUUCAGCUUCAACAUGAAACUUUUGGACCCCAACAGUAAAAUUCAUGUAUACAAGGAUGGGAAAUCUGUGCCAUAUGGUGAUGAUGACAAUUCAAACCCUAGCCUCAAGAAAACUGGGACAAAGUAUGUUUUCAGCAUCAAUGACCCUCAACCAGAAGAUGCUGGAUUUUACCAGGUUGAUGUAGAAGAAGCAAAUGUCCUGACAACUGACUUUCAAGUGCCUGAUGUGAAGUUCGUAGCCAAGAUCAAGGACGCAAAGGCCGUUGAAAGCGAGGACGCCGUCUUUCAGUGCGUCUUGUCCACACCGCUCAACAGAAUCACUUGGUCAAAACAGGACGCGUCACUCGAACAUGGGGACAAAUAUGAAAUCACCGUCUCAGAGGACAAACUCACUCACACAUUAAGAGUCAAAGACUGUGCAAUGGCAGAUAAUGGAAAAUAUUAUGCCAUCGUUGGGAUAACUUCCAGCAGUGCUGCUCUCACAGUGGAAGCUGAUCCAGACGGCGGUAAAGGUCGUAAGGGCAUCAAAACUGGGGAUCAGGGUGAUUUGACUAAACUUGCAUUGGAACAAGGAAAAGACAAUCGAGCAAAGGAUCAAAAAGAUUCGGCUGAUUCAGGAGCUGGAGCCGCUCUGAGGGACGGAGGAGCGGGUUCUGGUGACGGGUCUAGUGAUGGAUCGAAAGAUGCAUCUGGAGUUAAGACUGACGGAGGUAAAGGAGACGAGAACCUCCUUGGAGAUGGAGAUGAUGAAAACAAUAUGGGCGACGGGGAUGAUAAGAAAAAGAAGCGAUCACGAACUGGUCCUUUGGUUCCUGACACUGUUUCAGAUCGAGGUGUCCAGUUUGUGAGUGGGCUGUCAGAUACUGUUGCUAAUAUUGGUGAACGGGCAGAGCUCACUUGCAAACUAAGCACUGAGGCCUCAGGGGGACGCUGGUACAAAAAUGGAAAGCUGUUAACCAAUGGAGACGGUGUAAGAAUCAUCAAAGAUGGGGCCUGUCACAAGUUGAUAAUUGAUUGCUGUAAAAAAGACGACACAGCAGUGUACUGCUUUGAGGCUGAGGGACGCAAAUCAGAAGCGACACUUAAUAUUCAAGAUCCGCCACAAAUAGACAGCGAUGCAUUGGUUAAUUUCACAAAGCCAGUUAUUAUAAAAGCAGGUGAAAGCGCUGAAUGGAAGCUGACGUUCUCAGGUGGAGACCCGAUGAAUAUACAGUGGUACAAGGAUGAUGAUGAGCUGUUGCCUGGCCUCAAUGUGAAAACUGAGACAUCAGCUACUCAAAGCCAACUACGCCUUACUAAGUGCCAAAGGAAAGACAGUGGAGAGGUCAAAAUCAAAAUCAAAAACAAAUUUGGCACAACAGAAGCAACGUCCAGACUUAUUGUGCUAGACAAACCCACACCACCACAGGGACCUGCGGACAUUGUGGAAAGUGCUGUGACAUCUGUGGAGUUCAAAUGGAAACCACCAAAAGACAGUGGUGGGUGCCCAAUCACCGGCUACAUCAUAGAACGCCAACAAGUGGGCCGGUGUAAAUGGACGAAUCUCGGCGAGAUCUGUGGCAGCGAUGCAAGUUACAGGGAUUCAGGCGUGGACCCUGGAAGAAGAUACUGCUACCGGAUUCGAGCCAAGACGGCAGAAGGCAUCAGUGAUUACCUGCAAACAGAGGACAUAGCUGCUGGAGUUCUGCGAUAUCCAGGAGCCCCAGCAGCACCUAAAGUAAUCAGUGCCUUUAAAGACCGCAUCAACCUGGCAUGGAGUCCUCCCUGUGACACUGGAGGAACCAAAAUAGUGGGAUACAAUUUGGAAAGGAACAAGAAAGGCACCAAUUACUGGAGCCUGGUAAACCAAGGAGGGCCAAUUACAGAUACAAAGUUUGCCGUGAAAGACGUCUUCGAAGGGGCAGCGUAUGAAUUCAGAGUGUCUGCUAUCAACCUGUCUGGUGCUGGAGAUCCUAGUAUCCCCUGUGACACAGUAAUUGCAAGAGAUCCAAUGAAACCUCCAGGCAGAGUCACAGACCUGAAAUUAACAUCCUCCAGCUACACCACGUUUUCACUGGCUUGGACUAAACCCAGAGAAGUGAAAGGGGUUGAGGAUGAAGCCCAGGGAUACUAUGUGGAGAUUAGACUGAUAGAAUGCCUUGAAUGGAGCCGCUGUAACGCCGUCCCAUUUACUCUAACUUCCUACACUGUGCUUGGCUUGAAGGCGAUGGCCACAUACUGGGUGAGAGUAAUUGCCACCAAUUACGGAGGUGAUGGAGAACCUCAGGGCUUUGACAAGUACGUCAUUGCCAUGCCCCCUCCCGUGAGGCCAAGAUUUAAAGACAGGAACAUGAAAACCUUUGUGGUGGUGAGAUCUGGAAACACAGUCCGUCUGAACAUCAACUUCGAGGCCUGCCCACUGCCAGAGAUCAUUUGGUUAAAAGAUGGUAUUCCAGUGGCUAAACAUGUGACAAUUACCAACUCCGAUAAAGGCUCUCAGCUGUUGAUCCCCACCUCCGAGCGCUCCGACAGCGGCGUCUACACCAUCACCGUCAAGAACCUGGUCGGCCAGGAGAGCUUCAAUGUUGAAAUCAGAGUUACAGAUGAUCCCAGGCCUCCAGGACCAGUGGAGCUGGUCCAAAACAUCCCAGGGACAGUGACUCUGUCCUGGUCUCCCUCCCCAGACGAGAAGAGGGACGACAGGCUACACUACACGGUUUCCCAACGGGACUCCUUCAAGCGCACUUGGAGGACCGUGGCAGACAACCUCUUCAACAACAAGUUCACAGUUGUCAACAUUUUGCCUGGAUGGGAGUACCACUUCAGGGUGUUUGCUAAAAACGACAUGGGCCUUUCAACACCUUCUGAACCCCCUGUGUUUGAAACCAGAAAGGAAAAAGAAAAGUUCAUAGUGAACACGCCAAAGAAAAAAAACCUGGACUUCCAGGCAGCUCCAGCAUUCAUCGUGCCCCUGAAGAUGCGUACGGCUCCACAAGGCUACGAGUGUCACAUGAGUUGUGCCGUUAAGGGCGAUCCAGCUCCUCGUGUGACAUGGUACCGCAACAACAUCAGCCUGAACACCAACACCAACUACCACAUCACCAACGUCUGCGGCGUCUGCUCCCUGCUAAUAUUGAGGGUCGGAGUCAAACACAACAGCGAAUACAAAGUCGUUAUUGAGAACAAACUGGGGUCAGCCGAGUGCUCAAUGAUCCUGAGUGUCAGAGAGUGAAGACCUGCACCUGCUGAACAGAGACUUGACCGGAAAGAUUCCCGACAGCGUUUUGAAUUAAUUAGACUACAUCUGUUAUAGUCUUCUCUUAUAUUUUAAAUAGCGUAAAACAAAAACAAGAAAACGCAUGUUAUAUAGUUUAGUUGUUUCCUUAAUCUUUAUAAAAGCUUAUAAAGUACAUAAAAAACUACUUAAAACAUCUCAACUCUUUAGCAUAGACAAACUUAAAGUUACAAUUAUGUAUCCUUGAAGGUAUCAUUUGGAGUUAAUGACCUCUAGUGGCACUAUUGAGUAAUGCUUUCAUGAGAGGGCCCCUGCUUUCUUUGUAUUGUAUGCAUGCCAUUACAUUACACUGUGAAAUUAAAACUUAACUUAAGCUUGUGUCAUUUUCCAAAGAAAUGGAACAUGAACGUAGCAUAGAUGCUGAGGUUCUGUGUUGUUGCAGUAGCUGUUGCAGUUCCUAGUUUUACCAACUCUUGUUUAUUCAGAACCUUUCCUGGAGCAUUAUGCGAGAAAGAUCCUGUGAAUGCAUUGUGUCCAUUCAAAUAAAGAGCGGGGGCCAUUGCUGGUACUUUACAAUAAAUUGGUUUAAAAAACUAAGGAAGACGAGAACUGUGGUGUGAAUGAAUUAUGAGCCUGUUGCUGCUUGGAAUAAAAAGGUCUGCAACAUGACAACGACAAACUUAAGUCAACUUUCAAGGGGAAAAAUAAAUCAAUGAAAUAUAUCCAAAAUGUGAUGGUUCAAGUUUACCCAGUCUUAAUAAAUUAUGCUUUUAUUAGCAAUAUACUAUGUGACAUUUAGGGCCGAGCAGUAGAAUGUUAAAGGAAUUGCACUUCAGCCACUUGUUUUUAAAUGUCCAAUGUUAUCCGUUUGUGUAUAAGACAAAUUUCUGAAGAGAUUCUGACAAUAAAGUUUGACCCAAUCUAA
Molecule: messenger RNA, 6173 nt
Organism: Hippoglossus stenolepis (Pacific halibut)
Lineage: Eukaryota; Metazoa; Chordata; Actinopteri; Pleuronectiformes; Pleuronectidae
Product: immunoglobulin-like and fibronectin type III domain-containing protein 1
Exons: 24
Coding region: 1313-5245 (1310 amino acids)
Molecular function (GO): protein binding
Source: RefSeq, a predicted model, not a curated record